Molecule: messenger RNA, 2955 nt
Organism: Enterobius vermicularis (human pinworm)
Lineage: Eukaryota; Metazoa; Nematoda; Chromadorea; Rhabditida; Oxyuridae
Source: the annotation of a GenBank genome assembly
AUGGUAAAAAUUCAAAGUUUCGAUAAACUAUUUUGCAAUCUCAUUCUGUUCUUGACGUUAAUUUUUUGGAAACAGUCUACCGGACGGCAGUGUACAUCAAAAGACUAUGUUUUUGAAUACACAACCUGUGAUGCCAACGGACAGCGUUGGAAAGUUGCUGUACCUUCUCGAGACAAUUUUCGUUGUGAGGGUCUUCCACAGCCUAUACGAGGAAUUAAUUGCUCAUUUUCGUGUGAUGCAGGCAUGUAUCUUGACAUAGAAACACAAGAAUGCCGUCAGUGUCAACCAGGCAGUUACAGUCUUGGUGGCGGUGUUCGAUUUGAUGAAUUUACUCAUUUACCAGCGGGUUUUAUUAUCGAAAAUGUUGACACCACAUCAGAUCAACUAUUUGUAACUUCAAAAAAGGAUAAAACGUGUCCUGUCGAAACGGGUUGGAUAGUUAAAAAUUCUGAGCUUCUGUACAUUCGUUCUCCGUGUCUUUCAAAAUUGAUGUACAGUGUAAAUUUGGUUAGACCUGGUUACGUUGAAUAUGUAUAUCACAUGCCAAGAAACAGUCGUGGACUUGUAAUUGAUGUAACUGUCAAAAACGAACAGUGUCAAGACUAUCGCGAACAAUUACGGCACUUUUCCGGCAGCAAAGAUCAAAAUAACUACAACAGUAAGUCUUCAGAAGAUGGUGAAUGGCGACGAAGACGGGUUCCACUGCAUCAGGGGGCUAACGUUGUCACUUGGACUGUUGCAAACAGCGGUGACUCGACAUCGUUAGCAGACGUUAUUACCGUAGCAAGAAUAGACAUCAUUGGUAUUGCUUUUACAAAGGAAUGCACUCUAUGCUCACCGGGUACCUACAGUCAAAUUGGAGCAACGGAAUGCAAAUCUUGUGCCCCCGGAUAUUUCAGUACAAAAGGAUCAUCAGAAUGCGGCCGAUGUCCACAGUCACAAUAUUCAGGUCCACGCUCCGCAGCAUGUAUUGAGCGACCAGCAUGUAAACGUGAUGAUUAUUAUAUGGCAAGCGAACCAUGUGUAAAUGGCAAAACUAGGGUGGUGUACAAAAAGGUGCAACCAAAUGUAUGCAGGGAAGACUUAGUUGGAGCGUUCCAACAACCCAAACCCGGGCCAUGGAUUGAAUGUCCAAAGUGCAAUCCAGGAAUGAGCAUGGACGAAAACAGCCAAUGUGUUUUUUGCCCUGCAAAUCAUUUUUCUGAUGGAAAUAAAUGUCAUAAGUGUCCAGUCGGAACAACACCGAAUUACGGUUACCAAUAUGUGCUGUGGCACACCUUACCCGCAAAUAUGGAAACUCGUUGUGAGUACAUCACUGAAGAAUCGAAUGACGCUUGCACUCUGAAAGAGUCAUGGCUGCCCACUGGUAAUGAUCUUCGUACAGCUCCAACAUACGAAAAAGGGAUUGUACUGGAAGUUGCCAUUGAUGUCAAAGAUGGCUUUUUCAACCCGCUGUUUGUUAAAGGAACUCAAGGAUCUGCUCAAAGUCCAGUAGCCAGAAUCACCGUAGAAUUUGAGACAAGAUGCUCAGAUGAAAGCUGUGUAUUUUAUUUUGUUGAGGAAGCUUCUUUCCAAAAAGAUUUUCAAUUAAUUGCUGACUAUAAUGGAACUCAGUCGCGAAAAUCAUACUCCUAUUCCAUCUUAUCCACGAGACCUUCUCGAUUUGUCUUUGCAUUUAUGCGUUCCCGAAGUUCAUUGCAAGACGAUAUUGUAACUGAUCAAGCAAUUAUUUACUCUAUCAACGUAACCAAUGUUGCCAAGAACGGUGGUGGAGCAUCAGCAUGCUUGAAAUGCCCAAUGUCUAACGGGAAAUGUGUAACCUGUCCUGCUGGAGAAUAUAUUUCUGAAGAUCGUGGUGAUUGUCAGAGAUGCCCUCCAAAUACAAUUCUGAACGUUACCGGCGAUCGUGUGGGUAUUAAAAGUUGUGUGCCGUGUGGACCAAAUUUAAAAUCAGCUGAUGGUGUAAGCUGCACGAUAAGUGGAGUUCUCGAACUUUGCAGCGAAGACAAUACUACCAGACGAUAUAAUUUAACAAAGCUAGCUAAUCGGACUUUCAAUGCUACCGGAGUCAAAGUUUUUGCUCGUGAAGGCUCAUCGUAUUUUCAUUCGUUCAACUUUACACUUUUUCCAACUCCGAAUACACGCUGUGCAGAAUCUGUAGAAGUGUACGAUUUCAAGCAGAAUAUGAUACCGUUUAGUGAGGCGCGGUCAGUGGAUGGAUUUGUGUGCCGUGCAACAGCGUUGGAAAGACGAACUGUUAACAACAAUUCCAAAUUUUCUGGUACAAAUACUGAACUAUCGGAAAUACGAUUUUUUUACCGAUCGUUAUCUCCAGCAACAGAAAUUUGUCCAAAUGGUUACAAUACGGUGGUAACUGCACGAUGCGACCCCAGGCAUUCGGAAGAGCCUGAAGCUCUUUUACCUCGUGAAUGUCCAGAUGGCACUUGUGACGGUUGCUUGUACCAUAUAAUACUGGUCACUUCAUUAGCCUGUCCAAUUUGUAGAGAUGAUGACUAUAAAGAAAUUCGUGGUGAAUGUGUUGAUGGAUUUUUGACAGUACAUCGAAUACCUGCCAGGCACUGUAUACUAUCGGGUGUUCAGAGUAGCGAAAGAACAGAGCAAUGUUCAGCGUUGCCGUUCAGUUUGCGGAUGUUCAUUUUUGGGUCGACGACAACUGCAAUUGUACUCUGUAUAACGGUGGCUCAUGUUUGUCGUAAAAACAAAAGUUUGGAAUAUCGGUAUACAAAAUUGGCAGAAUCAAAAAAUGCCAAAAAUGAAUAUUUGCCAAGUGCAGAAACGUGUGGCAUUGAAGAUAAUGAUGAAGAAGAGGCAAGCGAUCGAGUCUUUUUUGCAAAGGGUAAAAAACGUUUCUUUGGUAUUGGACAAGCAGUACGAACCGAUCAGAUAGAUGACAGUGAACGACGAGCUUUUGUUUCGGAUGUUGACGACAGUUAA